Meira miltonrushii is the source of this 1599-nucleotide messenger RNA. Its product is annotated as VAMP-associated protein. Gene Ontology annotation, biological process: endoplasmic reticulum membrane organization. Gene Ontology annotation, molecular function: FFAT motif binding. Gene Ontology annotation, cellular component: endoplasmic reticulum membrane; plasma membrane. Lineage: Eukaryota; Fungi; Basidiomycota; Exobasidiomycetes; Exobasidiales; Brachybasidiaceae. Bases 371 to 1207 code for a protein of 278 amino acids. The record is from RefSeq and is a predicted model, not a curated record. The transcript has 3 exons.
CCCCUUUUGUGUGAGAGAGAGCAUCUAGUGCCUGCCUACUCGAGUCUCCACAAUCCUACUUUGUCGUCUUCUGUAUUCGUGGAAAACUCUUUUUCUCUUUUAAACUUUUACCAUCUCUUUCUUGUUUGAUACAUCUGCAAGUAUCUUUGCUACAUCUUGACAACAUCUUUGACAAAGUCGAAAAUCUGUCAAAAGUCGUCCUCAGCAUUUAGCGGCGGAAUAAGUACAACAAGGAUCAAUCUACCCAAAAGUGAAACUUCCGCAGGUAUAAAAACCGGAACGAUUGGACGAUUCAUCAUCCAGAUCAACUACUUUGUAUCAUCUCAAAAGAACGAUCAUCACUUCAAGGUAGAACAUUCAAGCAUUCAUCAUGUCUGUCGACCUUAAUCCUCACGUCCAAUUGGGCUUUCCAAGACCUCUCACUCAACUGGUAAAGAGAUCGCUUCAAGUCUCCAACCCAAACAACCAGCCUGUCGCAUUCAAGGUUAAAACUACUGCACCAAAACAAUACUGCGUUCGUCCAAACUCUGGUCGUAUCGAGCCAGGCGAGAAAAUCGAGGUACAGGUCCUACUACAGCCUAUGAAGGAAGAACCCCCAUCAUCCGCUAAAUGCCGCGACAAGUUCUUGGUUCAAUCUACAAUCAUCACACCAGAACGGGAAACGACUAGCUUGAACGACAUUUGGGGCGUUGUUGAAAAGGAAGACAAAGGUGCGAUCCACGAACAGAAGAUUCGCUGCGCCUUCUUGCCUGCUACAACGGCAACUGUACCUGAAGAAGGCGAAGAUAACGCAAGCUCAACAUCAAACGGUAACGAGAAAUACUCAACCGUCAACGGUACACAGAACCCGAUCUUGGCAGCACAGAAUGCUUCGGCAAACACCGAUGGACCAACUACCGAAAAAGCCAGAGCUGCUGCCGUUGCUGCUGGAGGUGCAGCCGCUGCCGGAGCAGGUGCUGCUUAUGCUGCAACAAAGAAUGCAGGCUCUCGUGCUGUUGGAAGUGUAAGCGGAGGUGCAGGAUCAACAAACGGUAAUUUGAGUGAAAAGAGCCACGAACAAUUGCAAUCGGAAGUGAAAAGAUUGCAAUCUCAAGUGGACUCUUUGCGCAAAAGUUCAGCCAAUCAAGGAACAAGCGAUGGUAUUCCAAUUCACAUCGUUGCUGCUAUUUGCUUUGGUGUCUUUGCAUUCACCUACAUUUUCUUCUAGAGUGAUUCUUGUAAGGUGAUGAAAGCAUCAAGAGCGGCAAGAUUAGGUCAGUCAAGGAUGCGCCAACAGGAAUACCGGACGACAGCUCUUUGCAAAGAUUGGCCGGCUUUGGAACAUACCUGAUCAACCUAGAUUGCGAAUACAAUUUUCCCUACCUUUAAUUUUCCAAUUCUGCAUACCAAACGUAUCAACAAGUCUUGUUCUCAUUCCAAAAAUACCUAAUCCACCCCUUUUCAUCUUGGUCAACGUUUUCUUCAAGAUUUCCGAUCAUCUUCACUCCAUGUGUCAAGCUUGUAGAUUGCUACCGUUCAAAAUUCCCUCCGCUUUUUCUCUUUUCACUUCUACUACACACAUCUUUUCUUCACUUCUAAUGUUACAUUUUCUUUCAGUCC